Cladophialophora yegresii CBS 114405 is the source of this 513-nucleotide messenger RNA. RefSeq names its product 30S ribosomal protein S8. The transcript has a single exon. The record is from RefSeq and is a predicted model, not a curated record. Gene Ontology annotation, cellular component: mitochondrion; ribosome. The coding region runs from base 1 to 513 and encodes 170 amino acids. Gene Ontology annotation, molecular function: structural constituent of ribosome. NCBI's taxonomy places the organism in Eukaryota, Fungi, Ascomycota, Eurotiomycetes, Chaetothyriales, Herpotrichiellaceae. Gene Ontology annotation, biological process: translation.
AUGUCCCUCGUCCACCUAGCAAACACAUGCUCGCACCUCCAAAACGCCUCGCGCGCCCGCCUCGGGCUCACCUCCAUUCCCGACACCAAAUUCCACCUAAAACUGAUGCUGGCGCUCCAAAACUCGGGCUUCCUGUCGACAGUCGUGCGCGGCGGCCCCUUACCUCCACCGUCGCACAACCUGCUCUCGCACCCGAGUUCCUCGAACCCCGAGGCGCCCAUCGACCCCGUCACGCGGCAUAACGUGGCGAGCCGCCGUCUCUGGCUGGGGCUGAAGUAUUGGAACUCGGCGCCCGUGAUCGAGAAGAUGGAGUUGGUCAGCAAGCCGACGCGGCGGAUAUGGAUGGACGUCGAAGGGCUGAGGAGGCUGGUGUUGGGCAAGAAGAGCGGGUAUGUCCUGGGGUUGACGAGGCCCGGGGAGUGUCUGUAUGUGAGUACGGAUGUGGGGAUCCUGGAGGCGCGGGAAUGCGUGGAACGGAAGAUUGGGGGGCAAUUGAUAUGUCGGAUUCGGUGA